GGAAGUUUCUAGUUGACGGGUCAGUGUAAGCUCUUGGCAUGGAAAGCGAGAGUGAGCCUGGAGACAUGGAACACAGUAACUCCUCCAGCGAGGACGACAAGGAGGAGCACGGACAGGAUUACCUGCUAUCUCACAGUAGUAAUGAAGUAAAAAGCUGCGCAAUAGUGAAAUAUUCUUCUGCGCCACCUGCGACUGCGUUUGCCUGGCUUCAAGAAAAGACUGAUUUAAAGCUUCCACCUGCAAACUGGCUACGGGAGAAUGCCAAUCUGGGCCCCACUAUACCUGGUAGCAGCAAAAGCAAACCAUUUUCAAGCUUUGGAAUGGCGUAUGAUUUCAUUGACUCUGUAGGGAAAGAGGUUGAUGUUGUCGCUGACUCUGAGAACAUAAAAAAGCUUUUGAAGAUCCCAUACAGCAAAUCUCACGUGAGCAUGGCGGUUCAUCGCAUUGGGCGGACCUUGCUGUUGGACGAACUAGACAUUCAGGAGCUUUUCAUGCGAUCUUCUCAGACAGGAGACUGGACGUGGCUGAAAGAGUUUUAUCAAAGGCUAAUGGAUCAAAAAUGGCAGAGGAAAAAGAAGAGUAAGGAGCACUGGUACCAGAAAGCUAUCCUCUCUAAAUUUUUAUAUUACAGCAUUAAUGGUGAUGAUGCAGCUGAACCAGUUCCUCCUACUCCAAGUGAACCCAGAGGAGCCCAGAAUCUGAGUUCUCCUACAGAAGCUGAAAGUGUUGCUUGGCCCGCACCCUUUGAAACAUUAUCUUCUGUACCAGAUGAAGGAGGAGCUUCCAACCAGGGUCUUAAAAAUGAUUUUGUCAGAAAUAUUCUAUGGACUUUUGAAGACAUCCAUAUGUUGGUAGGCUCUAACAUGCCUAUAUUUGGAGGGGGGCGGUACCCAGCUGUAAGCUUGCGUCUCAGGGAUAAUAAUAAACCAAUCAAUGUACUGACUGGGAUUGAUUACUGGCUGGACAAUUUGAUUUGUAAUGUUCCUGAGCUUGUGAUGUGUUUUCAUGUGAAUGGAAUUGUACAGAAAUAUGAAAUGAUUAAGACUGAGGAGAUCCCAAAUCUUGAAAACUCCAAUUUUUCUACUAAAGUGAUUAAAGAUAUUGCACAAAACAUUUUGUCUUUUUUGAAAUCUAAUUGCACUAAAGAAGGUCACACAUACUGGCUAUUUAAAGCUAGUGGCAGUGAUAUUGUGAAACUCUAUGACCUCACAACACUUUGUGAAGAAACUGAAGACAAAUGCCAAAACCCAUUCACCAUGCCAGUAGCCAUUCUUCUGUACAAGGUAGCCUGUAACAUGAUGAUGAAGAAAACCCAAAACAAGAAACAUUAUGGAACCAUCCGAACUCUCUUGCUUAAUUGUCUAAAACUAGUUGAUAAAGGACGACAUCCACAAAUUAUUGCCUCAGCCAAUUAUAUGCUUUCAGAGCUUUUCCAAUUGGAUGAACCAAAGAGGGAAGAAGGCGAAGCCCCAUCAAAUGGUAAUUCCGAUGAUAGUUACAGUGAAGAGGAGGAUGACGACUUGGCAGAUAGUGAUGAAAAUGGGUCAUUCAAUUCUUCUUCUGAUAUGACUGAAGACUGCAAGGCUGUUGCUGUUAUUAAAUCUGUCAGGGAACUGUCUGUUCCUGAAAAGUAUAAAUCCACACAUCAGAUUAGGCCUAGCUGCAUGUUUCCGGUUUGCAGUGACACAGAAGAACGUUGCCGGUUGGUAAUUGGCUAUGUCCUUGAGGGUUUGAAAUCAAUUGACAGCAAUGUGAAAAAGGAAACUGAGCUUCCUGCUGCAGAUCCAAACACGCCUAUUCCACUGAAGUACGAAGACGAGUCGGCUAAUACAGGUCUUGGGUGCCUGGAGAAGCAGAUUACUUUGUUCCUGCACAGAUUAGGGUCUUCAGAAAAUAAAUGUUCUAGUGGAUCGGGGAUUUUGCCAGGUUCUUGGCAGUUUAAAAUGAAGCUCCAACUGAUUCUCAAGGCCUCAAAAGCUUAUUAUGUGCUUUCUGAUGCUGCAGUGAGCCUGCAGAAAUAUGGCAGAGCACUGAGAUACAUCAAGUUAGCCUUACAGUGUCAUGAUGCCUACAAUUGCCUAUGCACCAAUGUUGUUCCUGAUGUGAUGCUAUUGCUUUGCCAGUAUCUAACGCUCUGUGGGGACAUCCAGUUGAUGUUAGCACAGAAUGCAACCAACAGAGCUGCUUAUUUUGAGGAGUAUAAUUAUCAGACAAGAGAUGAUCAGGAAAUAUUACACAGUCUUCACCGGGAAUCCAGUUGCCAAGGCUUCUCUUGGGCAACUGACUUGUCCAAUGACUUGGAAGCGCAGCUUUCGGUUAGCUGUAAGUGCUAUGAAGCAACUAAUGAAGUUCUGGUUUUUACACAUUUAAAAGAUCAAAAUGCAGAACAGCACGCACAGGUAUUGAAAAGACUUGGUAAUGUCAGAAAUGAAAUAGGAGUGUUUUAUAUGAACCAAUCAGCAGCCAUUCAGACAGAAAGAGCAGUUGGCAAAGGUGUUUCUAGCGCAGAACAGGACCUGUGGAAGAAAAGCUUCUCUAGUUUUGAAAGAGGAAUUCUGAACUUUGAAUCUAUUGAGGAUACCACAAAUACAGCUCUAUUACUGUGCAACAUGGGGAGGCUAAUGAGGAUUUGCGCUCAAGCUCACUGUAGUGAUGGAAAUGACUGUAGGAGAGGAGAAUUCUCCCCAGAAGAAGCUCUAUACUAUAAUAAGGCAAUUGACUAUUAUCACAAGGCAUUAAGAACUCUAGAUAAGAGAGAAACUCAUCAAGCUGUUUGGGAUUCAGUUUAUUGGGAACUGUCAACAACAUACUUUACUAUGGCUACUCUACUUCAAGAUUAUGCUCCACUUUCCAGAAAAGCACAAGAACAGAUUGAGAAGGAAGUCACCGAAGCCAUGAUGAAGUCACUAAAAUACUGUGAUGUAGAAAAUGUGUCAUCGAGACAACCUUUAUGUCAAUACAGAGCAGCCACAAUACAUCACAGACUGGCUUCUAUGUACCACAGCUGCUUGAGGAACCAGGUGGGCAAUGAAUCACUGCGCAAACAGCAUCGAGUAUUAGCUGAUCUGCAUUACAGCAAAGCUGUGAAGCUUUUCCAGAUCCUGAAGGACGCCCCGUGUGAGCUUCUGCGUGUGCAGCUAGAGAGGGUUGCGUUUGCAGAAUUCCAGAUGUCUAGUCAAAACAGUACAUCUGGAAAGCUAAAAACUCUUUGUGGAGCACUGGAUAUUAUGAUAAAGACUCAAUGCGCAUUUAUUGUCAUUCACAAGGAACUUCUUUCUGAAAGUGAGCAGGGAACUAGGGAUGGAAGUGAGAUCGCAGGCGAUUCCUCUGGUAAUCUCAGCAAGGAAGAAGUGCUGAAACUCAUUAAUAUUUUUGAAUCUCGCUUGUCGUUCCUUCUCCUGCAGUGCGUUAAGCUUCUAACAUCAUCAAAGAAGAAGAGCAGUAAUAACGCCGAGGAGGAGGCAUCGUUGAAGACCUACAAGCAGGUUUAUUCUAAUCUUUUACGGGCUACUGCAAAUCGAAGCUCAACUCUGGAAGAGAGACUCAAUGUUCUAAUAAAUUUACUGGAUCAGCUCACUCCUAAGAAUGAAGCAAGCAAAACUGUAAUUCAGUGACAUUUGGUUACAAUGCAGAAGCUGUGCCUUGUUAAACCUGAGAUUGGUAGUUUGUUCCGUUCGCUGCUCUACUUUGUUCAUAACUUAUUCAAUAAAUAUUUAGGAUAAAGUCUUGGGAUAGAUAACGGAGCUACAUAAUAUAAGGAAAUAACGAAUGAGUAAGAUAAAAGGGUAUAAGGAACUUGUUACCUUACAGCACACACAAGUUGUAAUGGGUUUGUGCUUAUUUAUUGGUCCGUUUAUGAACACACUGUCGUCAUAUUGAGAUCUGGUAUAAGCUUGUUGGUGUAAACCCUAUUUUCAUGUAAUGGGGUGCUAAAGAAUCAGUCCCACUCUUUAUUUUGUUCCGUUUAACACUUGCCUUAAAUAUUUGUAUAAUAUAUUUAUAUACUUGUUUAUAACCAAAAAAAAUGUAUUUUACAUCCACAAAUAUCCAUGUCUGAUGCAACAGCAAGUCAAGACGCAGUCGAGGGGGAUGCUGCACAGUUCCCGGGUCGUCUUGGAAUAACUCACCUGUGACAACUACACAAUUCAGGAAAUUACUCAAAAGACUCAAUGAAGGCUAUUUUGCUUGGUAUUAAUGUUUCAGAUGCUAAAUCCCAUAAGUAGAACUGUAAGCACAAUCUGUGCCUUUAGCUUGUACAAGCGCAUGGCUCAGAAUAUAUUUUAUACAGAUUUGUGAAGGAUUUGCUUUCUGACUAUUUAGCAACUGAAGGAUGGAACAACGCAUAAAAUGAAGCAUUGCUUGUAAAACAAGGGUUAAAUUAAAAUGUAUAAUAUAUAUUUUAUUUUGCAAAAUGUGAAUAAUGUGGAAAUAUUAUUUUAAAUAUUUUAUUUAUUAAAAAUAAAGCAGUUCUUAAACAGGCGCUCAAUGACAAAUCAAUACAGUGUAAAAAAGAAUUAAAUGUGGGAAUUUAAUGAGAAAAACUGGGUAUUGCUUUAAUGUACAUACAUUUUGUAGUUAAUAAAGGUUUUUUUCAAGA
Molecule: messenger RNA, 4597 nt
Organism: Bombina bombina (fire-bellied toad)
Lineage: Eukaryota; Metazoa; Chordata; Amphibia; Anura; Bombinatoridae
Gene: EDRF1
Product: erythroid differentiation regulatory factor 1
Exons: 24
Coding region: 39-3614 (1191 amino acids)
Biological process (GO): positive regulation of DNA-templated transcription
Source: RefSeq, a predicted model, not a curated record